Molecule: messenger RNA, 1080 nt
Organism: Sphenostylis stenocarpa
Lineage: Eukaryota; Viridiplantae; Streptophyta; Magnoliopsida; Fabales; Fabaceae
Source: the annotation of a GenBank genome assembly
AUGGCACUCUUGGCUUCACGGACAGCAUUGUCGAAGGGUGUGGUGGUAUCGGUGCCUGUUUUGGUUCUAUCAGCAUUAGUGGCUACUGUUCUCCUGUUCUUCCUUUUGUCCUCUCUUUCAUCCUGCUCCUGUCCCAGUACUUCGGACAUCUCUUCUUCCAAUUCUAGGAGUGUUGAUAUAGGUGUUUUCGAGUCUAGCAGUGGUAAUGUUCCAUCAUUGACAAGGAAAGAGUCUAGCAGUGGUAAUGUUCCAUCAUUGACAAGGAAGGAGUCUAGCAGCAGUAAUGAUCCAUUAUCCACUAGAAAGGAGGAUGUUGAGUGGGUGAAGGAUCAAAUCCGAGUAAAUGGGCUUCAUAUGCAUGACAAUGUGCUUCGCAAGGGAAUUAACCCUCGCACCAGGGCUCAGCAACUUGAGGAUCUGAGACAAUUUAAGGGCAUAUCUCACUAUGAGAAACCUGAAUCAGAUAACCACACUGCCUUCCCAUGCCCUGGGGAACUGCUAGUGGAAGAGCACCAUAGCAACUAUGGUGAACCUUGGGCAGGGGGAAGAGAUGUGUUUGAGUUCCUUGCUCAAGCUACUCAACUUAGACCAGAGUCGGUGGUCCUAGAGAUAGGCUGUGGCACUCUUCGAGUUGGUUUGCAUUUCAUUCGAUACUUAAAUCCUGAACACUUCCAUUGUCUUGAAAGAGAUGAGCUCUCUCUGAUGGCAGCACUUAGGUAUGAACUUCCUUCCCAGGGCCUUCUACACAAACGGCCUUUGAUAUUUAAAGGGGAAGACAUGGAUUUUAGCAAGUUUGGUUCUGGCGUAAUGUAUGAUUUGAUUUAUGCUAGUGCUGUAUUCCUUCAUAUGCCUGAUAAACUUGUGUGGACUGGACUGGAAAGAUUAGCAUCUAAAUUGAAACCAUAUGAUGGAAGAAUCUAUGUAUCACAUAAUAUAAAGUUCUGUUCACGGUUGGGAGGAGAGGAAUGCACAAAGAGGCUUGCUAGUUUGGGGCUUGAGUAUCUUGGGAAGCACACUCAUGAUAGUUUGUUAUUCAACCAUUAUGAGAUAUGGUUUGAGUUUAGACGGUCAAAGGCAUAA